GUUACUUACUACAGUGUUCUACUCAUAUUUUGUUUAUUUUGAAUAUAAAUGUUGCGCCUAACUUUAUUUCUAUAGUACACGGACCAAAUGUUGAAUAUGUUAAUUACAUUUUAUAAAUAUUUUUAAUUUAUUGAAUUGACCACGUCUUUUUAAUACCCAGUACAUAUUGUGUGAGUUUUUGUUACAUAAACUAUUGCUUUGCGUAUGCAAAUAUUAAUCCCAAGUGAUAUUUAUUGAAAUAAAUAUGGAGAUAUUUGUUAUUUGUACAUUAUUUUUCGGUUUCGUAUUUGGUGCGGAUGAAGUGUUACAACUAGACCAAGGGAAGUUGACUGGUAGUAGUUUGAAAACAAGAAAUGGUCGAGAAUUCAAAACGUUUCAGGGAAUACCCUAUGCAAAAGCACCAACUGGAGAUCUUAGGUUUCAGGAUCCAGUACCAGCAGAUCCAUGGGUAGGUAUUUUAAAUGCUACUACUGAGCCUCAAGUGUGUAUUCAGAAGAAUUUGUUUUAUUAUCAAGAAGCUGAUAUUCUUGUCGGUGCAGAGGACUGUCUGUAUCUCAAUGUGUACACUCCAAAAAUACCACUAAAAGGUGAUAGAAAAUUGCUUCCAGUUAUGUUUUGGAUUGCCGGUGGAGGUUAUUUUGCGGGUUCAGGAGGUUUAAGUUUAUAUGGUCCUCAAUAUUUGUUAGACAAGGAUAUAGUCCUGGUUACUAUUAAUUAUAGACUUGGAAUUCUAGGUUUUUUAAGUACUGAAGACGAUGAUUUGCCUGGUAAUUAUGGUUUGAAAGACCAGGUGUUAGCAUUAAAAUGGGUAAAAAAAAAUAUUGAUAAGUUUGGCGGAAAUCCAAAAAAAGUUACAUUAUUUGGACAAAGUGCUGGAAGUGCUUGUGUUGGUUUACAUUUGCUAUCACCCUUGAGCAAAGGGUUGUUUCACAAGGCAAUCAUGGAAAGUGGAUCACCAUUAAACCUUUGGGGUGUAUCUCCCCCAGGAUGGGCGAAACGAAGAGCGUCUGCCAUUUCUACUAUUACUGGAUGUCCCGAAGAGCCAAAACAAAUGAUUAAAUGUUUAAAAGAAGUCCCUGCUAAAGUGUUGGUGAAUGUAUACAACAAUUUAUUUGAGUGGAGAAAUUAUCCAAUAAUUAAUAUCCCGGCUGUUGUUGAAAAAUGUAAUAAAAAAAAAGAAUCGUUCUUGUGUAAAUAUCCUUUAUUGGACUUUAAACAAAUCUCAAAAGUUCCAGUUUUAAUAGGAAUGACCUCAGGAGAGGGUGGUCUUUUUGCCUCUCGAAUGUAUAACGCAACUGAUCUUGUGUACACUGAGUUAAAAGAAGAUUUUGAUCAUUACGUAUCGUCAUUUUUAGAGUAUAGAUACACGACAAAGUAUUCAGAUAUUUCAAUAACUGGUGACAAGAUAUUUGAAAGAUACUUUCCUGACGGGACUUUGAAUGAUCCUUUGAGUGCUGUUAAAAUGAUUUCUGGAGGGCUAUUUUUACACGGUGUCUUUCAAAUGGCAACCAAGUUAUCUCGACCAGUGUAUUAUUACAUAUACGAUCAUUUGAAUUAUGUAUCAUUUAAUUCGUUGUAUGGACCAUAUCCGUUUCCAAAAAAGUUAGGCGUAACGCACACUGACGAAGUGACCAGUCUAUUCUAUACAGCUGGUCGUGGAGACUUACAGGGGGAGGACCUCGGUGUAUCAAAUCUGAUGGUGAACAUAUGGACGAAUUUCGCCACCACCGACACCAUCACAAUUGAUGGCACGAAGAAGGGAGAAAAGUGGCCGAAAUUUAACACCAAAAAAUAUGCAUUUGUUUUAAUUAAUACAAGUAUUCCUUUAAUCAAAGAGAAGCCUUAUGUUGAUGAAUACGAAUUUUGGAAUAAUUUGCCACUGUUGUCUGGAUUGAAUAAAGCCCAAGCUUCAGAUAAAACUGAACUUUGAUUCAGUAUUUAUACACGGAAACAAAAUUAACUUAUAUUUAUGUUGAUUGACCUCAAAUACUUCUAUUAUAUUUAAACCAUUGAUAUAGGUAGGUAUAUAAUAAUAUAAUAUAUAUUAUAUAGACUUAUAUGGUAAAGAAGUGUAAAGGAAAUUUUUAUACGAAUAAUAAAGAAAAAGAAUAUAUGUGCUAAAUCUCUAUAAUGGUUUUUCAACAUAAAAAAAUGUAAGUACCUAAUAAGUAAAACUUAAAAGUAUUUAUACUCAAACAUUAACUGUUCAUUGUUGCGUCUGUUUAAUUGUAAUGAAGUACUAUGUCAAAUUUUCAAACAUUUUCAAAAAAUAAUUGACGUGGCUAGUUGGUAAUUACUAAUUUGUAUUUAUUUUUAAUUAGGUAUACCAUAAUAUAGUAUA
Molecule: messenger RNA, 2341 nt
Organism: Myzus persicae (green peach aphid)
Lineage: Eukaryota; Metazoa; Arthropoda; Insecta; Hemiptera; Aphididae
Product: esterase FE4-like
Exons: 10
Coding region: 245-1930 (561 amino acids)
Source: RefSeq, a predicted model, not a curated record